AUGGCAAAUGCAGAUUUUAGAAAGGAUGUGACGAUGCCUGUCCGACCAAGAAGUGUCUAUACAGCGCACUCCUACAAUCAGGAGGAGUCCAACUUGUCCGCCUUCCAAGACUACAGCAAGUUUCUUGAGGGUGGUCUCGGGCAAGCUGAGCUGGUGGGCGCUGCAGGUUGGCAGCCACCAUGGCGCGCUCCUCUGCAGCGCAAGGCGCCUUUCUACCCAGGGGAUGAUAUUUAUCAUGCUGAUACUUGGCGGGAGCUGGAGAUGACUGACGUAGUCGGGGGCGCUGGAUACAAUGCUUCGGUCACGCCUCAUGGCACCGUCUGCCUCCGCCUGAGAGACAGAGUCAAAGUGGAUAUGACCAUCGACGGAGCUGUACGCGUAACCAAUGCUAAGAAUAACAUUAUCUUGGCGUUGUCGCGCUCUGGCGCAGCUGCAGCACUGAUCCACCCAAACGGACGAGUCUACCACUACGGAUCCAGAGUUGAGAUCCAGGCCCGCCACCAACAGGGCAAUAACAAGUAUGCGAAGAUGUGGUACAAGGGUGUGUCAUUCACUGCGGAACAGUGUGCGCUGGUGUACUUGGUGGACGCAGCUGGCACGCGCACCACCACCGAUACUUUCCUUGACAUGAGUCAGGACUUCACCCUUAAUGUCUUCUACAACGAGUCCCGCCAUGGGCCGUCGUACGUGAAUGAAGCACUGUCGCUGCUGCAGGCCGCGCAGUACUGGCUGACCGAUGAUGGCAUUGACAACUGGAUCAUCAACAACGUACGCGUCAGUCAAACUGCGGAUGGACUCGUCAGGAUUCACCGAUGCAGCCACAAGUACCAGCUGCGCACCAGCCCAAGCAACGGGUCCGCGUCCAUCACGAGUCCGUUCCUGCACUGUACCGCUUCACUAGGCCAAACUCAACAUCUCUUUGUUAGACGUGGUGAGAGGCGGAUGCACUUCGACGGCAAUUCCUUCAUCGUCCGCAACGCCGGUCACUCGGCUGGUUUCGACGACAAGAAUCAACUGAAAGUGUACUGA
This is a messenger RNA of Spodoptera littoralis (African cotton leafworm), 1029 nucleotides long. NCBI's taxonomy places the organism in Eukaryota, Metazoa, Arthropoda, Insecta, Lepidoptera, Noctuidae. The record is from the annotation of a GenBank genome assembly.